AUGCAGCCGCAUGGUAAGAUUACGUAGAGUAGGGAUAGUUCCAAUUCAAAUAAUUGGUGAGGAUAAGCGCUGGUCAGUCACGAGGUCCGAAGUGUGGUCAUUUGUGAAGUCACUACUGUAUCUAGUUUUUCGAAAAUAACCGGCUCACCCUUAAGUGCUGCCCUUCUGUCACUCGUGACUUCACAGAGAUCGGUAUUAUUGCAAGGAGCAACUGUUUUCAACUUAAAUCAAUUUGUUAUAUUUUAUCCGCUGAUAUGCGUUACAUACAUUCUUGCCGUUUUGUGUAUUUGUUUUAGCUAUAUAAUUGUACCUGUUCAUUCAUUUAUCCUGUUCUAAUCGAUACACACGUCUUCUAAAUAAAAGCCAUUUGGAUUAAUAUAUUUUAUUUUAUACUAUUGUAAUUUUUAAUAAUUUGAGACUUCUUGCUAUUUGCUUUAUAUAACACGUAUCAACCAGUCAAUUUUAUUUUAUUUCAAUUUGAUGCUAUACCGUGCAAUCGGCAGUCCUGUUCACAUUCAAUAGUAAUACAUUGGCUUUAAUCUGUUUCUCCAAUACACCUUUACUACAGUAUAAGUGUACAUUCGUUACUCUACCGAUUUUGUUGGCAUUAAUUUCGAUAUAAUUCUAUUGUGAGAGUCCGUGGAUAGCAAUAGUUAUAAGUCUGAACUUCACCGAGCUAUUUAUUAAUCAUUUAUUGAAUAAUUAAGUAUAUCACCACCUAUUGCACUUUCCGAGAAGCCGUGAUUGUAAUAAUUCGGGUUCAUGAGCACGUAAACGUAAUUAUAUACCUUUUAUUAACUAACCACGCACUGGGGUAUAUUUAUGAGGAGAAAAAUUGUUAAUUCGUACGAGGUUUCAGGGAGUUGGACUAAUAAGGCAAAACGCAUUGUUUGGCGGUUGACAAAUUGAGAAAUCGUUAUUAAAUUAGAAGUUUUUUAUAUGUUUGGUUAUCAUUUUGAUAUAAUUUAUUAACAAAUUAAUUAAUUUUUUAGUUUCAUCAACUUUGCAAUUUAAAAUUUUAUUGAUAUAAACUAUAAUUAAAAUUUUAAUUCAAUUAAAACUACUAAUUCAAUUAAAAAUACUAAUUUAAAGAAAUAUUUUAUUAUAUAAAUUUUGAAAUUCAUAUAUUGUUAUUUCUUUAAUAUUAAAAGAAUUUAUAUCUUUACUAAUAAAUUCACAAUUUUACUUCUUUUUCAGACAAAAUAUAAAACUUAACAUAAUUUAAUUACUAUUAAUAUUUUAAAUUAAAAAAAUUAUUAUAAUAAAUUUUUAUAAAUAAAUGAUUAAUAUCAACGAAUCAUAAACAUAUUAUAUUUUUAUAAUUUUUGAUCUCUUAUCAGGAACUAUUGGUUCAUCUUUUAGAAUAUUAAUUCGAAUAGAAUUAAAUAAACCUGGAUUAUGAAUUAAUAAUUAUCAAAUUUAUAACUCAGUUGUUACAAGUCAUGCACUUUUAAUAAUUUUUUUUAUUGUUAUACCUUUCGUAAUUGGUGGAUUUGGAAAUUUUUUAAUUCCAUUAAUAUUAGGAUCUCCAGAUUUAGUCAAUUUCAAUUACUGUUAUUUUAUUAAUUUUAUCACUACUUGUAUUGGCCGGGGCUAUUACUAUAUUAUUAUUUGAUCAAAAUUUUAAUACAUCAUUUUUUGAUUCUAUAGGAGGAAGAGAUCCAAUAUCAACAUUUAUUUUGAUUUUUUGGGCACCCACAAGUUUAUAUUUUAAUUGUUCCAGGAUUUGAAUUAAUUUCAGAAAUUAUUAUAAAUGAAAGAGGAAAAAAAGAAAUUUUUGGAAAUUUAAGAAUAGUUUAUGCAAUUUUAGGAGUCGGGUUAUUAGAUUUUAUUGUUUGAGCACAUCAUAUAUUCACUGUUGGAUUAGAUAUUGAUACAUAAACAUAUUUUACGUCAGCAACAGUAAUUAUUGCAGUUCCUAUUGAAUCAAAUUAUUUAGAUGACUAGCUACAUAACAUGGAUCAAAAUUAAAAUUUAAUGUUUCAUUUACAUAAUCAAUUGGAUUUAUUUUAAUAUUUGAAGUUAGAGGAUUGACAGGAAUUAUACUAUCAUAUUCAUCAAUUGAUAUUAUUCAUGAUACAUAUUAUGUUGUAGGUCAUUUUCAUUAUGUGUUACUGAGUAGAGACAGUAUUUUCAAUUAUUGUAAGAUUUAUUCAUUGAUUUCCAUUAAAUUCAGGACUAUUAAUUAAUAAAUAAUGAUUAAAAUUUCAAUUUCUUUUCAUUAGUGUAAAUUUAACAUUCUUUCUUCAACAUACUUUAGGAUUAGUAGGAAUGCCACAACGAUAUUCAGAUUAUCCUGAUUCAUACUAUUGUUGA
Heterotrigona itama is the source of this 2316-nucleotide messenger RNA. Lineage: Eukaryota; Metazoa; Arthropoda; Insecta; Hymenoptera; Apidae. The record is from the annotation of a GenBank genome assembly.